Pteropus alecto (black flying fox) is the source of this 4773-nucleotide messenger RNA. RefSeq names its product amidohydrolase domain containing 2 (gene AMDHD2). The transcript is spliced from 13 exons. Gene Ontology annotation, biological process: N-acetylglucosamine catabolic process. Gene Ontology annotation, molecular function: N-acetylglucosamine-6-phosphate deacetylase activity. Lineage: Eukaryota; Metazoa; Chordata; Mammalia; Chiroptera; Pteropodidae. Bases 90 to 1808 code for a protein of 572 amino acids. The record is from RefSeq and is a predicted model, not a curated record.
GGGUCACGUGAAAUCAGCCGCGUUCUGGGCCAGGACUUGGCUACGCGGCUGCUGGCUCCCCCAUCUCGGCUAGGCUCGCGCGGCUUAAGAUGCGCAGGGAGAAGGGCGCCAUGUGUACCCCAGUGUUACAGUUCACCAACUGCCGCAUUCUUCGGGGCCGGAAGCUGCUCAGGGAGGACCUGUGGGUGCGCGGGGGCCGCAUUCUGGACCCGGAGAGACUGUUCUUUGAGGAGCGGCUCGUGGCCGAUGAGCAGCGGGACUGCGGGGGCUGCAUCCUGGCACCCGGCUUCAUUGACGUGCAGAUAAACGGUGGAUUUGGCGUUGACUUCUCACAGGCCACAGAGGAUGUGGGUUCAGGAGUCGCCCUGGUAGCCCGGAGGCUCUUGCCGCACGGAGUCACCUCCUUCUGUCCCACCUUAGUCACCUCGCCACCGGAGGUUUAUCACAAGGAGGAAGGUGUGGGCUGGGACGCCUGCCUAAGAUACCUAUGUCAUGUCCUUCCUCAGAUCCCCGUGAAGAGUGGUGGUCCCCAUGGGGCAGGGGUCCUCGGGGUGCACCUGGAGGGCCCGUUCAUCAGUCGGGAGAAGCGGGGUGCACACCCCGAGGCCCACCUGCGCUCCUUUGAGGCCAACGCCUUCCAUGAUGUGCUGGCUACCUACGGGCCCCUCGACAAUGUCCGCAUUGUGACGCUGGCUCCUGAGCUGGGCCGCAGCCAUGAGGUGAUUCAGGCACUGACAGCCCGUGGCAUCUGUGUGUCCCUAGGGCACUCAGUGGCCAACCUGCGGGCCGCAGAGGAAGCCGUGCAGAGUGGGGCCACCUUCAUCACCCACCUCUUCAACGCUAUGCUGCCUUUCCACCACCGUGACCCGGGCAUCGUGGGACUUCUGACCAGUGACAGGCUACCCCCAGGACGUCACAUCUUUUACGGGAUGAUCUCCGAUGGCAUGCACACCAACCCUGCUGCUCUGCGUAUUGCCCACAGGGCCCAUCCCCAGGGACUGGUGCUGGUCACUGACGCUGUCCCUGCCCUGGGCUUGGGGAAUGGCCGUCACACACUGGGGCAGCAGGAGGUGGAGGUAGAUGGCUUGACAGCCUACGUGGCAGGCACCAAGACAUUGAGUGGCAGCAUAGCCCCAAUGGACGUUUGCAUUCGGCAUUUCCUUCAGGCCACAGGGUUUCCUGGGGGUGAACACUGGGAAUGUGGCCAAGGUCCCACCCACAGGAAUUUCACAGCAGGGGACGAGGACAGCAAGCAAGCAGAUGGCUUGGAACCCAGAGUGACAGGCACUGAAGCCACAGCACCCAAGAGAAGGGCCUUCACCCCAUAUGAGGGUAGAACCUUGGCCUGGGGCCUGUGGGAUCGCAGGACUUGGCAGGCUGCAGUGUCGAGUCGGCCCUGGAGGCUGCGUCUCUGCACCCCGCCCAGCUGCUGGGACUGGAGAAGCGCAAGGGGACCCUGGACUUUGGGGCUGAUGCAGACUUCGUGGUGCUCGAUGAUUCCCUCCAUGUCCGGGCCACCUACAUCUCAGGCGAGUUGGUGUGGCAGGCGGACGAGGCCAAGCAGUGACUUGAGGACCAUAUCUGGAGUGAACGCGCAGCCCCAGCUGGAUACUGUCAGGGCUGGGCAGUUGAGGAGCUGGUCUCCGGGAGCGACUGGGAGCCCUGCCCUGGGUGGACAGCCUUGGCUCCAGAGGCAGCUGGCUUGGAUAAACCAUGUGCCUUCCCGCUGGGACUCCCUUGGUCUUCGAGUUUUGCUUCAAAUUGGGCUUCUUGCUGUUUCCACCAUAACCCCGGUGUUUGUGGCUUAAGGUUGGGAGUGGCUGGACUCCAGCUCAGCCUUUUGAGGUUUGUGGGGUCCAGUGGAGGGCUCCUUUCUGUUAGAAGAAUGAAUCUGAGGCCUGCAGACUUGCAGGUGGAUGUGCAAUUUGGAAAUGAAUGGAGAGCAGAAGAGUGGAAGCCACGGGCUGCAGAUUGGAAAGCCAAAAGCCAGCAGGAAGGGGCUUAGGGACCGUCAGUGUGGACGACUUAAGUUUGCUUGUCGGGUCUGAGGAAAAGGGUAGUACACCUUGGAAUUUUAAACAGGAGAGAAUUGAUCGUGGAGAUAAGAGAUGGGCAGGGAAGGGCCUCAGGCAUUGCAGAGGUUUGGGGGCCAGGUGUGUGUGAGUGGCCCAUGGUCCGUCUCUGCACCCCUGAGUUGUGCAGGGCCCCAGGCACUCCUCUCCGACCUUCAGAGCUGGGUUACCCAACUCUGAGUGCAAGAGGCAGUGGUUGGAGGACCUCUGAACUGUCCCUGGCCAUUGUUCCCUGGCCUGCCCAACUGGCCCAGCUCUUGUCCCACCUCCAGCCCUUGGGAUCAUCGAGGUUCCAUUUCUUUUCUGAAGAGCCCCAUCUUCUGACCCAAUUCCCAGGAGGGUGGGACGAGCCCUUCUGCACUCUGGUGUUUGCAUGGCUGUGGAUGACCCUGCUCAUUGCUGGUGGGCAGUAUCCUGUCCCCUGCAACUGGGCCCCACCUUCCAAGUCUCCUUGGCCCUCUCAAAGGUUCCUGGGAGAAGGAAGAUGAGCUCGACUAAUAGGUUAGAAGCUGAGCAGUGGUCGUCACUGCUCACCUGGUACCAGGCCUCAUUCUUGUGAUCUGCAGGUGUUCACUUGUUCCAUUCACCUGCCAAAAAUCCAAAAGGGUGUGCUGUUUGUCAUCCCUCUUUCUCAGAUGAGGAAACGAGCCCUGAGUCCCAGGGCUGGUGAGCACCAGGGCCAGCAUUUAGCAUGGCCUGGAGAACCCCAGGAACCUCCCUUUGACCUGUCACCAAAGCAUUUCUGGGUCUCCACCCAGAAAUCAUGGAGGGGCUAAUUGAGAUGGUUGGUGGUCAGCCAGGUGGCACCAGAGUUAACAGCCAGCACUGGCUGGGAAGAAAGAGCACCUCAGGACAAAGGAAUUGCCCCACAAAGGCCAAUCACAUGGGCUUAGUAUGUUGGAAGAACAGAACUAAUGGCCACCAGGGCUGGAGAGAGGUGUGGGGAUGGGGGACUGGAGCUAGGCCUUGCAACUGUGAUGAGUUGGGAAUUUAUUUGAGGUUUAGGGGCAGUGGUUGGAGAGUUUACUUUUUAAUUGUGAUAAAAUACUUGUAACAGUCUACCGUUUUUUUAAUGCAUAGGUCAGUGACAUUAAGUACAUUCAUAUUGUGCAACCAUCGCCACCAUCAUCUCCAGAACAUUUUCAUCACCCCAAACGGAAACUGCACCCAUUAAACACUAACCCACAUUCCCCUUCCCCCCAUCCCUGAUACUGGAAGGUUCUCUUUGUUUUUGAGUCUGAGGUGGCCAUUUUAAGCGUGUCUUCCAGUUGCUGGAGUAGCAAGGGCUUGACACUGAGGGACUGGCUAUGAGGCCAGAUAAAAUGAAAUGGGCGGGGAUGGUACAAACUUGCCCUAGUGGUUGUGGACUGGGGAUUGGAGGAGGGGACCACUAGGUGUCUGUCUGACACACUGAUGGGUGGGGGUGAUUUUCACAGGCUGCGAUAAGAUCCCUGGGGAGCACCUGGCAGUGCCCACAUCAUCUCCAUGGCUUCUUUAGUGUCUAUGAGUGGGAAAGACUUGAGGACCCAGAGUCUGGUGCAGGGAUCAGGUAGGGUAGCCCCUCGCAACCGCCAUCAAGUCAGGACUCCAGAUUGGGGGCAAGGGCCACGUGACCGCUGCGUCUAGGAUCCCAGAGACCUCCCUUGAAGCACCGGGAUUGUGCCAGGCUCAUACAGAUUUCACUGGGGGCGGGGCGAGGUGGGUAGGGGUGUUCUUUCCUUAGCCUCGGGCUCCUCAUGGGGAUGACAGACCUGUAGGCUUUGAGCCCACCCACCGGGACACCGUGGGGGAAGAGGUGCUCGGGGGCCGGACAAUGAUUCCUGGAGAGGUUCCGGGUGAUUCAGGCCCAAGGAAGCAAGCUUGAGAGUAGGGGAGGGACAGUAUCAACCACGGGAAGAGUCCGACAGCUGCCAUGCCCAAACAGGGGCUGGGUCUGAGCAGCAGGGCGUACACGAUUCCUGUCCAACCCGCUCGCCAUAUCCGGGGGCCUGCAGCCUAGGUAUGGGGCGGCUUCUCCAGUAAAGUUGGAGCGGGACUUUACCGGGACGAAUCGAGAUCCCCAUGCGGAGGUACGCGCCACGGCAUAGCAGUAGGGACGCACGUCGCCCUCUGAUCAACUAGAGAGUGGGCGGGCAUCCUAGACCCCAAUACUGCGCAGUCGAGAGGGCUCACGGAGGCCCGAGCCUCAACGCCCCGACACAGGCCACCGUGCCCCGAAGACUGAAAAGGACACAACCCGCCUGGCCCCGCCUCUGUGCGCCUUCUGGCCUCACUGCGACCCUGAGGACCCCUCUGCGCCUCAAUGCUCCUCUCCACGUGCCACUGUGUCCCACCUUUCCUUACCUGCCUUCCAAGUCUCCUGCCAUAACAUCUUGGUGCAGCUUCUAACAAGGUGAUCCUGCAUUUUUUUUUUCCACAUUUGUAUCUUGGUUCGUGUUAUAAACUGAGGUUGUAUUUUGGAUAUUGUUUUGCCAUGUACUGUUUUUAAGUUGAACAUGAAAUGGAGAGCUUCCUGACUGAGGAUAUGUGGAUCUCUCUCUUUUAAUAAAGUUCCCAGUGUUCUCUAAGUUAAAUGUUCCCUAACUUAAAAACCAUAUGCCACUGAAGACAAUGGGGUUCCUCCCCACCCCUAUCCCAGCAGAUCUUGGAUUCCUAACCCAAGUGAAACGUGAGAUAAUAAAUAUUGUUUUAUGCCUUUAAA